Scheffersomyces coipomensis is the source of this 2787-nucleotide messenger RNA. Its product is annotated as fungal transcriptional regulatory protein. The record is from RefSeq and is a predicted model, not a curated record. Gene Ontology annotation, molecular function: zinc ion binding; DNA-binding transcription factor activity, RNA polymerase II-specific; RNA polymerase II cis-regulatory region sequence-specific DNA binding. Gene Ontology annotation, cellular component: nucleus. Gene Ontology annotation, biological process: DNA-templated transcription; positive regulation of transcription by RNA polymerase II. NCBI's taxonomy places the organism in Eukaryota, Fungi, Ascomycota, Pichiomycetes, Serinales, Debaryomycetaceae. The coding region runs from base 1 to 2787 and encodes 928 amino acids. The transcript is spliced from 3 exons.
AUGGUUGAUCCACUUGCUCCAGCCCCACCACCUGCAAACCAACUGACUAGAAAGAGAAAUAGAGUCACUUUAGUCUGUAAUGUUUGUAAGUUCAGAAAAGUCAAGUGUGAUAGGAAUCUGCCGUGUAACUCGUGUAUCAAGUAUAAUACGGCUGAUGUUUGUUCGUAUACGGAGCCUUACAAUGGAGAUCAUCCAACUGUUAACUCUAUAUCAACUCCGGGUUCUUUGUCGUCACCUGGUUUACCCUUCGAAUACCCAACACAUCAAGAAUAUACUACACCAUCAAAGAAUAGAAUUUUCUUAGUUGCAAAACUGUACUCUGAUAUUUACAUGAAUUUGAAGGAUGCACAAUCUUAUGUGGGUAUCAAUCCAAUAGGUUCUCCUGAUGAAACCAUAAAUUUCCAUAGAUAUAGUGCUAUUUCCGAAGGUCCUGAUCAAACUUUACAAAAUCUGGGACCAUUAACGUUUUGUGCCAUUAUGAGAUUAGAUCCAGCCUUAUUUGAUUUAUGGUCAUUCCUUUCGUUGCAAUCAAAAGAUUUCAAUGCCCAGACAGAAGCAUUGAUGUCAAGUCUACAAGAACAACUUUCUAAAUCAAAUGAUCCAACUGGGUUUUCCAAACAUUUCAAUUGGAGUAAUACUCCAUUCCAAGUUUUACAAAGAAUUAAUAUAAGUGCCAUUAAGAUGUUUGAUCCAGCUCAACAUAAAAUUAAUAAUUUUUCAGUUCCGUUAGGAUUAAAUUUCAUUUCUGAUGAAGAAAUUCGUAGUGGGAAGGAUUUUGAUUUAAAAUUGAAUAUUUUGAAAGUAUUACCCACUAAGAGAGUUAUUUGGAUUCAUGUUAAUAGAUUUUUUAAGUUUAUCUAUCCUUUUAUACCAUUAUUGGAUGAAGUAUCUUUUAAAGAACAAAUUGCAAAAUUAAUCGGUGAAGAAUCAUUCUCUGAUGACAAAGUGACGGAAAUAAAUAUUCAAGAGAAUUUGGAUUAUGCAUAUAUAGGUAUUUUAUUAGUUGUUUUAAGAAUGAGUUAUCUUGGGUUGAUUUCCAAUAAUAAAGAAGUUGACAAUUUCAAUUUGAAUUUCAUAUCGGGUAUGAAUCUACGUCCUCCUCAAAAUGAAACUCAUCAAUUAACUGAUAAUGAAAGGAAGAAUCUUAGAAUGCUAUUAGAGAACUCAAUAGGGAUUGAAGUUAUUGUAUUAGCCAGAAGUUGCUUAAAUCAAUUUCAAUUAUUUCAAAAGAUUAAUUUAACAAUUUUACAAUUAGCCUUAUUCAUGAGAAUGUAUAUCUUUAUUGCACCUGAAGAUUCAGAAGGACCUGAUCAAAAUCAAUUUCAAACAUUUACUGGUACUUUAAUUCUGAUGGCUUAUUCUAUUGGAUUACAUCGUGAUCCAAAAACAUUUACUGAUAUCGAAAUGGAACCCAAAUUAGCCAAUUUAAGAAGAAAAAUCUGGUUUCAGUUAAACUUUAUUGAUUUGUUUGAAUCAUUUUCUUAUGGUGUUCCAUUAACAACACAGAUUCCAUUUGCAGAUGCUAAAUUCCCAUGUGAUGAAAAGACCAAUAACAAUAUAACAUUUCUGAAUUUAGAAAAAUACACCAUUGAAUCCUGGAAAAUUUUGGAUCCAAUUUUGAUAAAAUUAAGAUUAAUUUUAAAUGAGAUUUUGAAUGUUAAUCGAGAAGUUUCAAUGCCCAAGCUUGUUGAACAAUUGAAUGACUUGGAAAUAUUUGUGGCAAAGUAUCUUGGCUCUAAUGUUGAAUCAUUCCUUUCGAGCACUAACAGAGACAGUAAUGAUACUGGGAUCGAUAAAUAUCUUCAACUUCAUAAUUAUAUUCAAAUUAAAUUCUUUUUUGUUUCAAUUUAUCAUCACUUUUAUAUUUAUUAUGAAAAGCUUGGUAAUACUGAUUUAACUAAUUUUUAUCUUAAAAAGAUAUUCUCGAUCCUUAUUGAAGAAUUUUUACCUCAAUAUGCUAGAAUCUUAGAUAUGCAACAUUAUUAUUUCAAUUAUGCAGCAAAUUUAUUUUUGAAUCCAAUUUUGGAAUCAGCCAUGCAUAGAGCAAGUGGAUUUAUGAUGAGUCUUAUAGUGAGAUUAAAUUAUUCAAUAAGAGUAUUAACUAAAGUUAAACAUGCUGAACAUGCCAUAAAAAUGGAAAAGGAUCGUGAUUAUAAAACAUAUUUUGAAAACUUGGAGGAAUUGCUAUACUUUUGUAACAAGUCUGUGAAGUUGAAUACUUUAUAUUUCGUGAGGUUAGGUAACAGAUAUUUACAUUCCUGGAGAGUUAGUAAAUGUCAUAUUUAUUUACUUAAAGCCAUCGAUAGUGAUGAGUUUUAUACUGCGUUUGAUGCUAAAGCAGAUGGUGAACCUGAAUCGGAAUCAAUCAGCGGUCUUGAAACUAAGCAACUAUUAUUUAAAUUCAAUUUGAAUCCUGGAUUGGUAGCAGAUUUAUCAACAGUGAUUUAUACAGCAUUAGCCAAACUUCGGUACCAUGGUGGUUCGAAAGUCCGUGAAGAAUGGACUGAAUUUUAUGGACCAGCCACUCAUAAGGAUAUGCAAACAAUUGCCAAAAUUGAAUCAAGAAUUGAUAAAGAUGGUAUUAAGAGAAGAAAGCUUACUGAUGAUGGUGAUUAUCAGGAAAAUUUUGAAAUACCAAAGUUUAAUGAUACAUUUUCAGUUGAUACACCUACUUCAAAUCUUGAUAAUGUGUUGGAAAGAUAUUAUGCUUUAGAUGAUCCACAUUUUGAAAUAUUUAAUAAGCUUCCUCUUAGUAAGCUUUUAGAUAGUUUUGAUGGAUCAAAAUAG